Messenger RNA from Chironomus riparius, 3687 nucleotides. Lineage: Eukaryota; Metazoa; Arthropoda; Insecta; Diptera; Chironomidae. The record is from the annotation of a GenBank genome assembly.
AUGAAGUCAGAAUCGAAAGAAAAUUUAGUAAAUUCCCAAAGUCCAUCUGAAAAUAAUUUGAAUCAAAUGACAAUUGAGGAAGGAAGUGCAAAAACUGAAGAUGAUGAUGAUCUUAAUGCCAUAAAUGACAUUGUGCUGACAAAUGUCGAGAAAAAAUUUCUUUUGAGUGCUGAACGUGGUGACUGCGCGACAGUCCGAAAAUUGAUUGCAGAGAAUAAAGAUCGUCCGGAGGAGCUGAAUAUUGAUUGUGUAGAUCCACUUCAAAGAUCAGCACUGAUUGCAGCAAUUGAGAAUGAAAAUAUUGAAUUGAUUACUUUAUUAUUGGAAGCUGGCAUUCAAGUUAAGGAUGCACUGCUGCAUGCUAUAAAGGAAGAGUAUAUUGAAGCUGUUGAUACAUUGCUGCAAUGGGAAGAAGAAAAUCAUAAUGCAGGCGAUCCUUACAGUUGGGAAUCCGUUGAUAGAAGUAGUUCAAGUUUUACUCAAGACAUUACACCUUUAAUUCUUGCUGCCCAUAAAAAUAAUUACGAAAUUCUCAAGAUUUUAUUGGACAGAGGAGCUAGCCUUCCUAUGCCGCAUGAUGUUCGGUGUGGAUGCGACGAGUGUGUAUUGUCCAGCGAAACAGAUUCAUUACGACACUCUCAGUCACGCAUAAAUGCUUACAAAGCCUUAUCAGCAAGCUCUCUGAUUGCAUUGAGUUCACGGGAUCCAAUAUUAACUGCAUUUGAACUAAGCUGGGAAUUGAGACGAUUAAGUCGUAUGGAAACGGAGUUUCGUUUUGAGUAUAAUAACAUGCGGAAGAAUGUCCAAGAAUUUUCAACAUCAUUAUUAGAUCAUGCAAGAACAAGUAAUGAGCUAGAAAUUAUGCUCAAUUAUAAUCCGACUGGAGAGAAUUGGGAACCUGGCGAGAGACAAACUUUGGAUCGUUUAAAACUAGCUAUCAAGUAUAAGCAGAAGAAGUUUGUAGCUCAUCCAAAUGUCCAACAGUUGCUUGCAAAAAUUUGGUACGAAGGACUUCCAGGAUUUAGACGGAAAGGAAUGGUUGGGCAACUAUUGCAAGUAAUAAAACUCGCGUCUUGCUUCCCGCUAUACUGUACGAUUUAUAUGCUUGCACCAAACUCGGAAAUUGGAAAAUUUAUGAAAAAACCUUUUGUUAAGUUCAUCACUCAUUCGGCCAGUUACGUCUGCUUCUUAACUCUUCUCGGUGCUGCAUCCCAACGUGUUGAAUUUCUGCUUCUUGAAUGGUUUGGAAACUCGUGGAUACAUUCACUGCUUGAUGAAUGGAAGAGACAUGAACGCGGAGCAUUACCGGGAAUAGCUGAGAGCGCAUGUAUGGUCUACAUAGUUAGCUUAAUAUGGGGAGAAAUUCGCUCGCUUUAUUCGGAAGGACUGAUGGACUACAUCUCGGAUUUAUGGAAUAUUGUUGACUUUAUAUCCAAUUCAUUUUAUGUUGCUUGGAUAAGUCUCCGCUUAACGUCAUGGUAUACUGUUCAUCGCGACGCUAAUGCAGGACUAAAUCCAUGGUAUCCACGAGAAGAAUGGUCUCCAUAUGAUCCAAUGCUUUUAUCCGAGGGCGCUUUUGCAGCUGGCAUGAUUUUCUCAUUCUUAAAACUUGUUCAUAUAUUCUCAAUUAAUCCUCAUCUCGGACCACUUCAAGUCAGUUUAGGACGAAUGAUAAUUGAUAUUAUAAAGUUCUUCUUUAUUUACACAUUAGUGCUAUUUGCAUUUGGUUGCGGAUUAAAUCAACUCAUGUGGUAUUAUGCUGAUUUAGAGAAAAAUAAAUGUUAUCAUUUACCCAGUGGACUUCCUGAUUUUGAUAAUAACGAGAAGGCGUGUGGUAUAUGGAGGCGAUUUGCAAAUCUUUUUGAGACAUCUCAAUCACUGUUUUGGGCUUCUUUUGGUUUAGUCGAUCUGAUGGCAUUUGAUUUGACUGGAAUUAAAAGUUUUACAAGAUUUUGGGCGUUGCUUAUGUUUGGAAGCUACAGUGUCAUCAACAUCAUCGUACUCCUAAAUAUGCUUAUUGCCAUGAUGUCCAACUCCUACCAAAUAAUAUCUGAAAGAAGUGAUUCUGAAUGGAAGUUUGCACGCUCCAAAUUAUGGAUAAGUUAUUUCGAUGAUGGAACCACACUUCCAGCACCAUUCAAUCUAUUUCCAACAGUAAAAUUAUUCAAGUGUGGCAGGGGAAAGUUUUCAUCGACAAGUACAAUCAAACGUUCUCGUGAUAAAGCUCGCCUACGUCACGAUAAUGUCAUGAAAUUAUUAGUGCGUCGCUAUGUAUGUGAUGAACAAAGGAAGCGCGAUGAUUUUGGUAUUACCGAAGAUGAUGUAAUGGAGAUUCGACAGGAUAUUAGUACAUUGAGAUAUGAGUUGAUUGACAUAUUUAAACAAAAUGGAAUGAAGACACCAAGAGUUUCUAAGGAUGAUAGUCAAGUUUCGGGCAAGAAAGGAAAAAUCAUGGAGAGAAGAAUCUUAAAAGACUUUCAGAUUGGAAUCGUUGAAGGAAUUCUUAAUGCAUCUUUACAAAAUGCUAAGGAGCCCAAGGAUGUUUUCAGUACAAUCGCUAAAGUUAUUGGGAGACGAACAAGUUCCAAAAACAAACAAGAAGAUUGGAAUGCAAUUGUACGUAAAAAUACUGUUAUCAGAAAUCCAAUCGGUUCAAAAUCGGAAGCAUUAUCUCGUCAACAAUCACGUCAGAGUUUGCGAAGGCAUAUUAUGAAUGCACAGACUGAAGGAUUGAUGAUGGAUACAGAUAAUUUGCUUCAAUAUAAUCCAAAACUGGCUGAUGUUAGCCAUACAACACGAAUUGCAUAUGCUAAGUUUAUGACAGCGAAAAUCAAGAAGGAAAUCAAGUUUGAAGAUGAACAAACUGAAGGUGAAAAGGUCAGGAUUGAAAACGAAUUGGAAAGAACAAGAGGUGCUAGAGCUCUCAACAGAUUCAAAGCAAAUGCUGGAAUUUUAAAGAAAUCAGUUGCUCCAAAGAAUCCAGAAGUUAUUUUACAAAAUGGAGAUUUAACAGUCGUUGAAGUCGAAAAAUCAUCAACAGUAUCUCCUGUGACAUCAGUCGAACGAGAUUUUCGUGCUAGAACUCCAAUUGAAGAAGAAAAUGAGACGCCAUCUGACUUACCAUCUUCUCCCAGGAGUAGUCUGGAUGUUCCAGACUCAAAAAUACUUUCUCCAAAAAAUACAUCACCUUUGUCUUCAUCAUCAUCUCCAGCUAAAUCUCCUAAAAUUAGUUUUGAUUCAGAAGAAUCGCCACAGAAAGAACAGUCGGCAGCUUCAACAUCCAGAUCAAAUUCUCCAUCAUGUGCCAAUAUACCUGAAAUCAUAAUUCCAGAACCAUCAGAAUCAAAUGUGUCAAAAGAACGUAAAAGUUCUCAGGAUUCUUCUGGACGUCUCUCUCCACGACCACCACCAAGUCCAGCUAUGAGUAUUUCAGGAAGUGACAAAGGAAAGUCAAAAAUAACUGGCAAAACAUUGACAGGAUGGUUGUAGAUGACUACUAAUCAUUAUAUUUAUAAUCGAUAUUUUAAGCAGAAUCUUAUUAAUCUACAAAAGAAAAUUAUUCAUUCAAAGUUUAAAGGUGGAUAAGGAAAAUACGAACUCAAUAGAAGAUUAAUUAAACUUUUUAAGCAUCAUUUAAAAACGAGAGAAGAAAAAUAAAAAGCAAUAAAACAUUUACAAACAUUUUAA